CACCAGCAAGACAAACAUCACAUCACAUCACAUCACAUGGCGAGAAGUCUUCUUAGCGGCCAUCGAUGUGUCAACAGGGCAAGACUGUGGGAGAUGGCGCGGUGCCGAACGGUGGCCUGUGACAAGGCCUCCCACAGACGCGGCGCCAAACGCCAUCAGUCUAGGUGGACAACAACAGCAAACCGGGAGCGCCGUUGCUCCUGCCGUGCAACCAGGACAGGGCCCGGGUUAGGAGGCCAUGUGGCCAUGGGGGCUUGAUCGGCCAGUUAUAUAUAGUGCCCCCCAUCCGCGUUUAAACAGCGGGCAGGCGAGGGAGAUAACGAGAUGUCGGGGCCGGCGAAGGCAUUGCCACAAAGGGGGCCGACGUCACAGGGAGGCGUGUCAGGGAUGGGGCCCGUUCACUGGCUCACAAUUCAAAUCCCUGCCCGCCGAGGCCGUGUGUCAGUGCAGCUUUGCGCCAUCCGCGCACCAAUGGGAGCCCCGCCACAUGUGCAAAAGCUUGUUGUUGCGCAAGCUGCGGCGCUGCUGCUGCUCCCCACCUGGACGCCGUUGGCCGGGCAGCUCGAGAAUAACACGGGCGAUUGGCGCACGCUAGAGGAAAGCAGGAAUGGCGACACAACCAGUUGGCGAAUCGACGUCGACACGCUCCCUGUCGCCCAAAAGGCGCAGGAGCCGGUUUCCGACGGGCACUGGGUGCCUGGGGUGUUGGCCAAGCGUGGCGGGAUCGGCGAGUGCUUCAGACAGCAGCCCCUGGAGCUCGAUGCCGGGCCCACCACACCACUCGUAUUUGCCCCAACUCGUAAAAAGCCGUCGAGGGCGUCAACACGGGCAACCCCGCAUCACUAUGCAAUAAAACCAGGCGAGCCGGCCAAAAAGGGUGGGGGCAAGGAGCUGUGUCGGGCAAAGAGUGUUGCAACAAGCUGA
Messenger RNA from Gaeumannomyces tritici R3-111a-1, 924 nucleotides. RefSeq lists its product as hypothetical. The transcript is spliced from 2 exons. Bases 325 to 924 code for a protein of 199 amino acids. Lineage: Eukaryota; Fungi; Ascomycota; Sordariomycetes; Magnaporthales; Magnaporthaceae. The record is from RefSeq and is a predicted model, not a curated record.